Anopheles gambiae (African malaria mosquito) is the source of this 8300-nucleotide messenger RNA. RefSeq names its product serine/threonine-protein kinase ATR (gene mei-41). Gene Ontology annotation, cellular component: nucleus. Lineage: Eukaryota; Metazoa; Arthropoda; Insecta; Diptera; Culicidae. Gene Ontology annotation, molecular function: protein serine/threonine kinase activity; protein binding. Gene Ontology annotation, biological process: DNA damage checkpoint signaling; telomere maintenance; protein phosphorylation. The record is from RefSeq and is a predicted model, not a curated record. Bases 172 to 3252 code for a protein of 1026 amino acids. The transcript has 4 exons.
GCGGCAAAACAAAUGUCAUUUAUGGUUGAUACAUUAUAAUAGAGUUGUAAGUUUCGAGCAUUUUCUAUUGUCCAAUUCAAUACUCAUUAGUAACCGGUUGGUCCUGUUCAACGGUUGCUGUUAAAGUAAAUCAUUGUGAGGAUUAUUCUGUACCUAUCGAUUGGAGUCAUCAUGAAAAUAAUGCAUGAAAAGCUUAGUGCUAUAGAAGACACGGAAAGUAUGUGGAAAACAUUGAUUAUUACUUUUACGGACAUUGUACACGAUCAUGAACCGCAUCUUGAAAAAAUUCUGAGCAUGAUCCGUACCGAUAUUACGUACGAUGAUCCUGGUCUUUUUCCGAAAACAUUAUUAAAUGAAGCAGAAAGACAUAGGUGCAGAUGCUCGAAUUAUUGGCUUAUGUAUCAAAUUCUCAGAAUAGCAUCAUUAGAAACUUAUGAAAGCAUUUCAGGAAGUUAUACCAGUUUACAAAAGGAAAUUAUCAAAGCUUCUUACAUAAAACAACGAUGGCUGGCUCUGGAUACAUUUAGAGAGUUCAUUAAGCUAUUGAACCAGAUGAAUGAUUUUAAAAAAGGGUGCCCGGAAGCAAUUACUACAUUUUAUGAUGCAUUUCAGAACGUCACAGCACAAGGCAAGCAGUAUUUUUGUGAAAAAAUUGAAAUUAAGUCCAUGGCACGUUGCCGAUUGGUUCGUUUGCAUUGCCUCCAUACCUUAAGCGAAGCCAUUUCAAUGUUGACAAAUCAACAAGAUGUCGAAUCCAUCCAAGUUGUAAAAGAAAUAACCUGCACAGUUCUGAAAACAUUAUCAGUUGGCAACAUCGAGGAGAAAAGAAUUUCUAUUAUUUUUUUCCAAAACUAUUUCAAACAUGUUGUCCAGGAGCGUAGUGGCAGUUAUCCUUUAUAUAAUAUGUUCAACAUGAUAAAUCUACUUGAUGUUUCGCUAAUGGGAUAUGAUACGUGGCAUUCGGCUAUGCUUAUGAAUCGGCGAGAAGUAGAAUAUUUUGUGGAUACAUCAACGGAACUAUUCAGUACACAUCAGAGGUCCCAUCAGUCUUGGCCAGUAGUUCCAAGAAAAUGGAUUGAUAAAAUAUUAACAGUGCUACUAUGUACAAGUUUGCAACCAGAACAGAAAGUAGAGAAUCUCGAAAAGCGACACCAAGAAAAAUUGAAUCAGACAUUAAUGGCACUCUUGCAGAAGCUGAAACCCGAACUAAUGCAUACUGGUUAUGUUCCCGAAUCCAUCAACUGGUUUGGAGCAAGUAUGAAGCUUGAUGAUCAUUUAGUAACUCAAAUUGUCAAACAGAUAAAUAAUGCGCGAUACAAUUCAGUCAAUAAAAAACAGCCGACAUCAGUGCACUUGGAGAGCGCAGUUUGGGCCAUAUUUCUAGUAAACAUAAACAAAAACAGCAAGUUACUAAAACGCGCCUUAAAUAUGGCAAACAAAAUGGAUUUUAAAUUACAUGCGCAGAUGCCAUUUUGCAGCGAAGGAGAUACUGAAUUAAAAAAUCAACAAUUCUUUUUUUUCGAAUCGAAAUUAGAGCUCCUCCAAGUACCGUCACUGGUUGAAUUGUUCGGCUCAAGGCAAAUGGAUUUAAUAAACGCGGUCGUUAGUGUCAUUCUUAUUAACGAUUGUUUGCUUCUGAAUCAAAAUCAGCAGCGCAAUCUCUUCCAAAUUCUGUUUGCGCCUUUUGAGGCGAACAAUUGGAAUGGUGAUGUAAACCAACGAUAUUCCUGGGAUACGCAAAUGGAUAAUGAACUUUGUCAACACGCAUUAGAACAAUUGUGCAAAUUAAGAACUAACAAUCUGCACUCCGAAGUAGUAAGCUGCUGUAUAAAAAAAAAGUUAACGUCACUAUUAACUUUCAUUGCUAAUACUGAACAUGGUUACGCUAUUAAACAAACACUCGUACACUCUUUCCAACAGUUGAUAUUGUCAUCAAAAAUCAAUUUAUUUGAUUUGUUUGAAAACGUCCUUGUGCCACUGCUGUCAACCAUUAAUGGUGAUGCAGCACUGGCUGAUAUAGUUGGAGUGUUUAGUUUGUUCUGCUGCCUUCGUUCGGAUUGCAUAGCCAGUUUUCGUGUAUUCCAGAUUUCGGAAACAAAACGUAGUUUUCAAUGCCGGGAAUGUAAUAACCGAACGGUUUCUACAACGCAUUUGGAAGAUUACUACAUACAAACAUCUUCUGAACAGUUAAUGGCACAAGGCAAGUCUAUUAACAUAGAUUCCCAUUUGCGGGCCUUUUUGUUGAAAAUAUCGCACACGAAUGAAGAAACAACUUUGCUAGCUAUGACCAAUUUCCUGCCCUGCGCUUUAAAACACUUGCCCUUGUUUAUGAUCGAUGGAGAAAUAGAAUCCUGCUGGAUACGUUUAUUUGGAAGUAAUACAGCUAAGGUUGGUCAACAACUUACUGAGCACAUUUAUGCUAUUUUGCAAAUUCUAUCAGCAUACUUAGUCAACAAACCGGGACGAUAUGAAAAUUUAUUAACCAGUAUGAUGGAACAGUUAUUGUCGGCUUCAAGGAUGUGCAUCAUGACGAAAACAACAUAUGCCGAACAAAUAAUCGUAGUACGAAUGGUUGCAGAAUUUUUAAAUGCCAAUUCCCAUAUAGCAUUGCGUUGGAAAUUGAUAGACGUCAAGGAAACACUAUUCCAUUGUGUGCGUAUUAUGAUCUAUUUACUGAUGCAUCCCGAAUCUCAUGUAACUCAUGAAGCAUCGAUUGUCAUCACGGAAAUGUGUGCACGACAAGACAUUAGUCCUAACAAAGUUCUUUCCUGGUAUCGUCACGACAUUAUUAAGCUAAUGAUGAGCAUUGCCGUAAGCAAUUAUAUAUUGGCAGGAAUUACACUGCACCAGUCGAUAAGCAUAGUGAGUUACACAUUUGAAAGUAGAGAUCCAGUGGAUUUCGUUGGAAAGCAUUAUAAAACAAUAAUGGCAAUGUUGUUGCCUUGGUGUCUUCGAUCCUCAAAAUGCGAGUAUCUUCUACGAGAAAUAGCUGUUAUCGUGCGAAAAGAUUUGGUGGCACUAUUAUCCACGUCUUUCCUGACAAUCUAUACAUACUUGUUUAUCAGCGAAUCUGUUGAAGUAACCAACAAAUGUAUCGAGUACAUCAUGAGAAUUACUGGUAAUAGUUUUUUUCAUUUGCUUCAUUCUGACAUCAAGUGUGUUGGAAAGUGUUCAAUAAUGGAUAUUGAAGUGUGCAAUAAUAGAAUUUUGAAUUUGUGUAACUGUGCAACAAUUGGAUUUUUGAUUAGAUAGAACAGUAUCUGAAGUUUUAAUUUACUACCACAUCAACCCAGAGUGUGUAAUGCACGCAUUUCGCAGUUUACUUUCCAAGGAUAGUGAUAAUGACGAGGUAUCAACAACUCGAAUCGCGGAAUAUAUUGCUGAAAGGUUUUUAGGAGUACUAGCAAAUUUAGAAGCAACACUUGUUAAUCCAGACGGAGAGAAGUUUCUCAAGCGAUUAGCGCUGCUUAGUCUGGGUGACAUUAUUCGGUUGCUUGGUGGGGAACACAUAACACCAUUUCGGUUCAAAGUUAUUGCUGUGCUCCGAACAGCUUUAGCUCUUCCAGAAGGAUUGGCUUUAGCAAAACAUUGCGUUAAUACGUGGCGUAUUUUUGUAUGCACGGUAGAUGUGCGACAAUUAGGUUCACUUUUAAGUACAAUAUUCGUUACGUUGGAGCCAUUAAUUGAUACAUACAAGGAAGAUAUUGGAUACAUAUUUCGAUACCUGGUCAUAGAGAACAAUAGUCUACUUGGUAAUAGUCUCUGUGAUCUGUUUUUUAUAGAAGAUACUAAUGUAGCAGAAAAUAUUAAAAAAAUAGUGGCAUCGCGUAUUCCAAAAUACUACGAUGAAAUAGGAAGUGAUCAAUUUGUUACCCGCCUUGAAGAACUUAUUCGACAUAGCAAUCAUGAAAAUUUAAAAGUACGAGCUUACGCAUUCUCCUAUUUAUGUAGACUUUGUGAACAUGGCCGGGCAGAGCUAAAUGAAGCUAUUUUGGGGCAACACCAAAGCAUAAGCCUUACCAUAAUAGCUACAAUGGUAGAAACGCUGACACGUGGACUUAGUGAACAAGAUGUAAUACUUCAACAACGAGCAGCAGAGUGUCUUGGAGAGCUAGGAGCUUUGGCUCCCAGUCAUUUGCCACCUAAUUAUGCCCCGACUGGUAUAGGUUUCGCAUUGAGCAUUCAUUCCGACUGUUUUGCCAUUAUCGCCUUGCGAGAACUAUGCCGAGCAUACCAAAGGCAAAAAGAUUCAAAGUUUGUCGAUAGUUUUUCACUUGCUAUACAGGAAAUAUUAAACGAACGAGGUGUCUCUCCAGAAGCAGAUAAAAAACGAGAAAUAUGGGAAACCAUCCCAGAACGCUUGCGACCAAUAAUGGAACCUUUACUAACAUCAUGUUAUACUACGGUUUCAAGAGCAUCGCAGACAGCAGUUGCACAUCCGGUAUUUAACAAUGUUGGAUCAAGUCACGAAUGGUGUUACCAAUGGGCGUGCCAAAUGAUAGAAAAUAUAACUGUUAACUCAACUCGUAACCUUCUACGAGCUUUUAAGCCAAGCUUGCGAUGUGAUAGAGGAACUCUUAUGUUGAUGUUACCUUACAUACUAUUACAUUCAUUACUACUCUGCGAAGGGAAUGAUAAAAGACAAUUUAUUGUAGAAGAACUUCAUGCCGUUUUCAACGGAGCCAUUGCAUAUUGCGAAAGUUUUUCCACGAUUCCUGCUGCCAACCGAGCAAAUGACAAAGUAGAUAUAGAAACUACAUCUGCAAAUGGAUUGAUUGUAUGCAUGACUCAGGAGCGGCAUGAUACAUCUGGCAAAGAGCUGGCUUUGCAAUGCGCUAAAUAUGCGUUUGGGUUAUUUGAUUUCCUUGAACGAUGGAAAAGACAGUACCUCAAGGAUGUUACAACAAAAGAUAAAGAUCUUCAUAAUUAUCAACAUAAUUUUGUUGUGGUUAGUACAUUCCUAAACAACUUUGAUAGCAAUCUAUUGGCGCAAGUAAAUUUUAAAUGUCAUGAAUAUGCUAGAGCAUUACAAUACGUAGAACACAGUUUGAAUGGCGAAGAUAAAAGUAUAAAACUACAAAAAAAGUUAUCAUUCUUGUGUGAACUUUAUUCACACCUCGGAGAUACAGACUCGGUAGAAGGUGUUAUAGCUUUGAAAGCCACAGAACCAACCCUGCACGAGUUAAUUCUAUAUCAUAAUGCUACAGGUCGGUUGCAAGAAGCUGUGGCGUGUUACGAGCGGUUAUUACAACUAACUAAUAUCGAGGAACAAUAUCCAAGCCUAAAUUUUUUAAAUAGUAUGAUCGAGUGUUAUCUACGGCUUGAUCAUCCGGAAACAGCAUUACUUCUUGCAGAAAGUUUACUGGUUCGAUUUCAUGACACCGCCCUACAUAAAAGUCUUCUGGAUAUACAGGCAGAACCGCUGUACCGACUAGGAAGAUUCGAAGAACUCGAAGAAUUGCUACUUCAAAGGCGAGCUGAUCAAUUGAGUGGAGCCAUCGAUGGUGAAUCACGUCACUGGGGAGUUAUUUGUGGUUCGCUUAUUAUUGAGUUUCGUCAACCGGAUUAUGCACGAUUUUGUUCAGAAAUACAACGAGCCCGAAUGUAUGUGUUUCAGGGUAGCUGUAGCAAACGUUCUAGUUCUCGUUCGUUAGAUGAACAGCUGGGCACAUACGAAAACCGUUAUGAUCAGGUGUUAAAAUUACACAUCAUCCAAGAGUUUGCUAAAUGUGGACAUAUAAUGCACACUCUGCGCACUCUACAAAAAGGUCAACGUAACGACGAACUUAUUACGGCAUCCACUGUAAUUGUUGACCUUCAGAAGCUUGUAACAAAUAUGAACGCCAGGCUAGAAGUACUACAACCGAAUGCUGCCACAAUAGAACCAAUCCUCAGCUUGAGGCGUAUACUUCUGAAGGAAAUGAGGCGCACGAUAGACGAAAUAAAUUGGGAAAAAAUCGACGACGACGAAAAUGUUAAUCGUCUGCGUCAUUUGGUUGAUCAAACGAUCGGACAACUUUGGAUGAAAAGUACAGAGUUAGCAUCGCGAGCAAAUAUGUACCAGCAGGCAUUAUUGUAUAUUUUACAUGCAGAAAGCUAUCGUCCUCCUGAUCUUUUCAUAAAAAAUGCUAAAUUGCUAUGGGAUCGACGAGAUAUAACAGGGGCAUUAAAGGUUCUUGAAAGAGGAUUGAAUGAAAUAUUGGGCGAUGUCCCUGUUUCUUCGGUUGAUAAUAAUCAUAUAAAAACUACACCCAAAGAGAUUCGUUUGAUACAAGCAGAAGGUAAGCGUCUUAUUGCUACAUACAAUGCUGAGGCGUCAAAUAUAUCAGCAACACUCAAUCGACGUUAUUUCAAAGAAGCAGUAGAUAUGAACCCGGAAAGUGAAGUAGCAUUAGUACAACUUGCACAAUACGUCGACAAAUUGUAUAGCUCGUGUCCAGCAGUCGAGCAAAAUUCAGCAAAUUGCUGGGAAAUGCUAUUUGAAGUAAUGAAGUGUUAUGGAAAAUCAAUGAUGUAUGGAUCAAACUAUAUUUAUCAAUCGAUGCCACGCGUAUUAAGUAUCUGGCUUGACUCUACUGCAAACACGAUACCAAAAUCAAGUGAAGGCACUAGUACUUCCUUGAAUAUGGCGCGAAAAAUCGCACAGUCGAUGAAUAAAUUGGCAAGCAAGUUCAAAGAUACAUUAUCGCCGUAUUUUUUUUUUACUGCUUUUUCCCAAUUAAUAAGUAGAGUUGCUCAUCCUUCCCAAGAAACGUUCAUAAUAUUGAAAGCCAUAAUUGUCAAAUUGCUCCUCUAUUAUCCUCAGCAAACUCUAUGGAUGAUUCUGAGCGUAUAUAAAUCAUCUUAUACCAUCCGGGUACGGCGAUGUGUAGAAAUAUUUAACGAUCGUCAGUUGCUGCAAGUAGAGAACAUGCAAAAGUUGAUAAAAGACUUUAAUGGAUUGGCUGAACGUCUUAUCGAGCUUACCAACAAAGAAAUUCCAGGAAAUCCAGGAGGCAUCAGACAUUCAAAACUGGCAAAUGUUACAGUUUCUAUCUUAGUUAAAGCUUUACCAAAACUGCUGGCUGAUAAAAACUUUUCAAAUAUUUUGAUUCCUAUUGAAAGAUGCAUACAACUAGUGCUGAAUAAAAAUACAGGGAUGAAUUUCCAACCAUACCCUACAAAUGCUAUAUAUAUUGCUGGAAUUUCCGAAGAAGUGACAGUGUUGCAUUCUUUACAAAAACCUAGGAAAAUUUCACUCCGAGGCCAUAACGGCAAGCUUUAUACAAUGAUGAUGAAACCUAAAGAUGAUCUGCGAAAAGAUUUCCGUUUGAUGGAGUUUAAUGCAGUUGUUAAGCAAUAUUUAUCGCAAGAUCCAGAUGCAAAAUUCCGAAGGUUACACAUACGCACAUAUGCUGUUCUACCAUUAAAUGAAGAGUGUGGUAUUAUUGAGUGGAUAUCUAAUCUGAACACAUUUCGCGGUAUCGUAUGCACGUAUUACAAACAGCGUGGACUAGGAAUGACGGCGAAAGAAUUAAGAAACUUUAAUUAUGAGCGCACAGAACCGCUUGCAAAGAAACGGCACGCCUUUGAAACUAUUCUUGUUCCGCGGCAUCCACCGUUAUUUAGUGAAUGGUUUCGAGAUUGUUUUCCAAAUCCCCAUAAUUGGUUUCAAGCUCGUUCGUCGUAUAUAAAAACGACUGCAGUUAUUUCGAUGGUUGGUUACAUAUUAGGGCUUGGGGAUCGCCAUGGCGAAAAUAUUCUGUUUGAUUCUACUAACGGAGAUACUGUGCACGUAGAUUUUAACUGCUUGUUUAAUCGAGGAGAAACAUUCACAGUUCCCGAGUUAGUGCCAUUUCGCUUGACUCAUAAUAUGGUAGAUGCAAUGGGACCUCUCGGAGUGGAAGGGCUUUAUCGGCGAUGCUGUGAAAUUGUUUUACGAAUUCUUCAAACCCAUGCAUCAACAUUUAUGUCUGUAUUGAAGCCUUUUGUUUACGAUCCCAUGGUGUCGUGGAGCAAGAUCACGUUUGCUCAAGGGGAAUCAAGCCAAAGGGAUAGCUAUUUAGAACGAACCGAUCCCCAAGCCAUGCACAAUGUGUUAAACAUUGAAGAAAGACUAAAAGGCUAUGUAAAAGUUAAUGGUAAAUUGUCACAUAAUCCACUAUCCAUUGAAGGGCAAGUAAACCACUUGAUUAAGGAGGCCACAGACAUAGACAAUCUAGCACAAAUGUACAUUGGUUGGUCUGGAUACACAUAACAAACAACAGCUAUGAAAAUCAUUUAAAAUAAAUCGAAUACAUAUGUCUUUUCUGUACUAAUAA